UUUUUAAACAGUGGAAGAAAAAAACAGAAACAAUAGGCUUCCCUGCAAGUCUGGCUUGGAUUCCUAAUGAAAGACAAACAAAUUCAAUGAAAUCGACCCACGUGCUGGCAAAAUGUAUUUUAAACAUCCCGCUAGUGACGCUCGCGAGAGUCGGAGCCGAGCGGAUGGGCGUUGCAGUGAAUCCACUUCCUAGUUAAUACAACUGCUGCAUUCACAGUUAGGUGUUUAUAUUUAUACAAAUAUAUAUUUAAAAAAGUAUAAGUUGAACGAAGACACCAUGUGCACGGACUGCGUACAGAAGGAAUAUCCUAACAGGGGAAACACUUGUUUAGAGAACGGCUCUUUCCUGCUGAACUAUGUGGGCUGUGCAAAGUGCAACCAGAGGGACUUCAUGCUGAUCAACAACAAAACAACAGAAGAGGACGACGGAGAGGAAAUAGUUACGUAUGAUCAUGUGUGUAAGAAUUGUCAUCACAUCAUAGCCAGGCAUGAAUACACUUUCUCUGUCGUUGAUGAUUACCAGGAAUACACCAUGCUUUGCAUGCUGUGUGGAAAAGCGGAGGAUACAAUUAGCGUGCUUCCUGAUGAUCCCAGACGAAUGGCCCCGCUCUUUUAAAGAAAAAGGAAGUGAUGCAUGGAAGAGUAAAUGAGCGAGGCGCAGAGCAGGGAGCCUGUGAAGGAUGUGGUAACCCUGAAAUCACUGACGAAGGCAGUAACGGAAACCUGCGCGUGGCUUUUUUUUUCCUGUCCAUUUCUGUGUUAUUUAUUGUAAAAAUGUGUUUUUUUUUUUGUUUUUACUUUGUUAUAAGUGCACCUGUGCCACUAAUACUGUACUGUGACUGAAAUAAGUAUUCAACCACCCCAGAUGGGCUUGGUGUGCCAUUGGCAGAAGGACAUUUGUUGUCCUUUUACCCCUAACUCAUGAUUCCCUUAUAUAAUAUGUCGCUAUGCCUGCAUAGAGUCAUCGCCUCUUUUAAAUAUAUGCAAAUGAUUUUAAUGAGCAAGGCUUCUCGCAAGAGCAGUGCUACCCCAAAAAGGGGCAGUGGGGACCCAGCAAUGUACCAGUCUUGUCAAUCAAGUUAAAAACACAGCCUGAGCCUGUGGGUAAAGAAAGACAAACAGCCCCUGCAGCCCUUCCCUCAUCAGAUUUUGUAAAGAACAAAGCACAGCCCACGGGCAGGGGUGGUUGAAUACUUUACUGAGGUUGUAUGUAACGCAAGGCUUCUGACACUUCACAGCAGCUUUGGCAAAAUGCCAACAGAAAAAAAAGCAUACAUAUGAAGCCUGUCUUCUCUGGUGCAGUCUUAACGUAUUCCCAAUGCAGAACAGCUGUCUGCGUGGGACAUUCAUUGUGUUGUUUAUUCCCAAACAAAUGGGUUUCUGCAAAGCUGAUUGCUAAGACUGAUCCCACAUUGAUCUUCGCAUGUGGUUCUGAAUGUAUACACCUGUCACACUGCUUGUUGUGAUGGACAGUGCCACUGGCUGCAGUCCUGCGCAGUGCAGGCAGAUUCAAUGAGAACUUCCCUUCACAGUUCUGCAUGCACACCUCAACGAACACCCAUCUGUAGAGAUACAAUCAGAAACCACUACCCUCAUCUGAUAUCCCACAGGCGAUUAUUCAAAAGCCUUAAAACACUAGUAAUAUAAUUAGGGCUUCUGAUUUUCGGUUUUAGCCGAUAAAACCCGAUAAAACACCCCCGAUACAAAAAAAAUUAAAUCGGUGGAUAGCCAAUAAACACCAGAAAAACUGUGGACAUGGUUAAUCGAUUCACGUUGACUUUACCCUUUUCCCAUUAAAAAAUAAAACGUACUACAAAAAUAACAAUAAAUA
Molecule: messenger RNA, 1831 nt
Organism: Acipenser ruthenus (sterlet)
Lineage: Eukaryota; Metazoa; Chordata; Actinopteri; Acipenseriformes; Acipenseridae
Gene: churc1
Product: churchill domain containing 1
Exons: 4
Coding region: 278-616 (112 amino acids)
Biological process (GO): multicellular organism development; fibroblast growth factor receptor signaling pathway; positive regulation of DNA-templated transcription
Molecular function (GO): zinc ion binding
Source: RefSeq, a predicted model, not a curated record